ACGCGAUUCACCAAGGUUUACCACAUGGGCGCACCAGUCGAAUUGUUUUUAACACUAUUUUCUCGAGAAACGUGAAAACUCAAUCUCGAUUAUUUGGUCCUCUGAUUGUUUGGAAGAAUAAUCGGAGAAAGUACGCGAUUCGGAUGAACGCGCCGAUAGACCUUACGAGACGCGAGAAUUGCACAUACGGUAUUUAGCUUUGUGUCGAAUUCAUGUUAGUCAAUAAAAAAUACAAGAUUCGUAUAACCCUGGAGGGUUAAAGAGCUUCGAUACUAUUUAUUUGUAACAAUCGGAGAUACGCAAAUGUUUUCUUUGAAAUUGAAAUACGGUUUAACGAUUACGGAAUAACAUUUUAAUCAUUUAUUCGAAAUAAUGUUAGGAAUUAAAUGAAUUUAUGCGCGACGAAAACAUGGAAAUCACGCUGGAUGAUAAAUUAAAUAUACUGCAACAAAUAAGUCAACGAAAACUUGUUGAAAUAUUGGACGCAAUUCCUGGAACAAAAGACUUGGUGAUAGAACAAAAACUUAUGAAAAUUUUGGAUAGCUUUGUAGGAGUUUCUGUACUAAAACGUUAUGGAAUUGACAAAAUUUAUAAAAUGGAGCAAAGUUUAAAGUUUUCAAACUCUCAACGUAUAUUCCUAGUCUCAAGUGAUUUGAUCUCUUGUAAGAGGGUAUUAGAUCAAAUACAGUCAGAGAUUUCUGCAAAUAUCAGACCGCAUGUACAAGUGUGCCAUCAUAUUUUGGUAACUCCAUUUGUACCAACAGUUUUGAACUCUAUUAUUGAAGAGGAGGGCUUAUCUGGAUUAGUCACUGUACAAACAUUAUCAUGGGAAUUCAUAAGAUUAGAUGGCAAUGUCUUAUCUUUAGAAAGUCCUAUGUUUACCGAUCUUUAUUAUCACAAAGAUACUACUUUACUGCCAGCAUUAGCACGCAACUUAUGGUCACUACAACUUAUACUUGGCUCACCCAAACUUUUGCUUUCAUUUGGUAAACAUAGUCAAAAAACAUUCAAAAUUAUGGAAUCUAUAAGGAAGUGUUUAGGCACAUCGAAUACAGAAAAUGAAAUAGGAGCUCUAAUUUUGAUGGAUAGGGAUUAUGAUCUAGCUACACCACUCCUAACUCCUGUAACUUAUGCUGGAUUGUUGCACGAGGUUGUAGAGAUAAAUGUUGGUACAGGUACAUUGGGCAAAUCUCAAACUAAAUUAGAUCCAAAUAAAGAUCAGAUUUAUGGAGAAGUAAGAGACACACCGUGCAGUGAUGUUUUUCCCAUUUUACAUGGGAAAGCUAAGUCUCUAAAAUCUGAACAGGAUGCUAUACAAACAAUGAAGUUGUCCGAAAUGGAGCGAUACGUAGCAACGAGAUUGCAAAAAACGAGGGAUAUGACGCGUCAACUGGCUUUUCAUAUUUCUGCUUGUCAACUUAUUGCUGAUAUGCUAGGUUCCGACUUUCAAACAUUACAAAAAAUAGAGAAGUCUAUACUUGAAUGUAAAGAUAGAAAAGAAUGCUUAACUCAUAUUGAAAGACACAUAGAUGAUCAUCCAUUGAGAGCUUUACGUUUGUUAUGUUUAUUGUCCAUCGCGAGUGACGGCAUCACUCAAAACGAGCUAUACUCUAUCCAGAAACUUCAUCUUCACGCGCACGGUUAUAAACAUAUACCAUUAAUUUAUAAACUGCAAAGCAUAGGUCUACUAAAGAGCAGAACGGAAAAUAUUUUGCACAAAUUACCAAAUUGGAAUAGCGAAUGGAACAAUAAUGCACAAAAAUUAAAACUUUUGCCAAGUUAUGCCAAACAAAUAGACCAGAAAAGACGAACAUGUCCCAGUUAUGUGUUCAACAAUGCUUACAUUCCUGUGAUUGCUCAAGUAUUAAAUGUUGUUAUGAGUCAAGAAAGGGACUCUAAGAAUCUCGAAGAACUGGCAAAUUUAUCAAACUGCGUUGUAAGUGGUCGACGUGGUUCGUUACAGCCGAAAAUGGUGGUGAUAUGUAUUAUAGGCGGUAUCACUUAUGCCGAAAUAGCUGCUUGUAGAUUAAUAGAAAAAUCAACUGGAAUUCAACUUGUUCUUGCAUCUGAUUGCAUAAUAACAGGCAAUAAAAUACUCGAAAGUGUGCAAGAAAUAUAAUACUUCGUGACUAAUAUGAGAAUAUAAAAUCUGUAAUA
Colletes gigas is the source of this 2157-nucleotide messenger RNA. It is a transcript of the gene Vps33B, whose product is annotated as vacuolar protein sorting-associated protein 33B. Lineage: Eukaryota; Metazoa; Arthropoda; Insecta; Hymenoptera; Colletidae. The record is from RefSeq and is a predicted model, not a curated record. Gene Ontology annotation, biological process: vesicle-mediated transport; intracellular protein transport. The transcript is spliced from 6 exons. The coding region runs from base 395 to 2119 and encodes 574 amino acids. Gene Ontology annotation, cellular component: CORVET complex; lysosome.